AUGGUGAUGGGAAAUGAAGUGUCAAACAUGCUGGAAUGGAGGAUAAAUGUACCUGAUGGAGCAUUAAAGAUAUUGAAGCCUGAAUCUGAUUUAUUUUUGGAAGUUGCUGAGCCUAAAAAGGUUAUUCAUUGUCUCAAAGUAGGGAUGGAACUAUCUACUGUGUCGCUCUUCUACUAUAUGAGGCCUUUAUAUGAUGGUGUAGGGAAUGUUGUGUGGGCGAUAAUGACAGCUGUGGUGGUUUUUGAAAACACUGCGGUUGCUCGUUAUAUUUCUGGUGCAACAUUCUAUAAAUGUAUUAACAGAGGAAUAGGCACUUUUCUUGCUGGAUCACUUGGCGUUGGUGUUCAUUGGGCUGCAAAUCACUCUGGAGUUGAGCCCAUAAUUCUUGGAAUCUCAGUCUUCUUUCUUGCUUCAGCAGCAACCUUUUCGCGGUUUAUACCAUCAGUUAUAUCCCGAUUUGAAUAUGGUGCUAUGAUCUUCAUCCUGACCUUUAGUUUAGUGUCAGUUUCUGGUUAUCGCGUGGAUAAGGUGAUUGAUAUUGCACACCAAAGGUUAUCCGCAAUUGCCAUUGGGGCCUCCCUUGGCAUUCUCAUGAGCAUGCUAUUCUAUCCCAUCUGGGCUGGCGAAGAGCUUCACAAUUUGAUUCAUCGUAACCUGGAAAAGCUUGCUGAUGCUUUAGAUGGUAUAUAUGCACACAGCCAACCAUUAAAAUUGAAUUCAUCCGUUUCAACAGAAGAUUCUUGUAAGAAAAUGGAAGGCUAUAAAUUCGUUCUUAAUUCAAAGGUAGCUGAAGAUUCUACGGCUGGCUUUGCAAGAUGGGAACCUGCACAUGGUCGUUUCAACUUCCGGCAUCCAUGGAACCAGUACCUAAAGGUUGGGGCUUCAUUGCGAAGCUGCGCAUAUUGCAUUGGAACUCUCAAUGGUUGCUUAAACUCUGAAAAUUCAGGCAAACCCCGAAUAUGGAAUUCACUUCUAUCUAAGUAUCUCAGUGAUAUCUCCAUCACAUUGAGCUCCUAUGCUUUACAUGUCUUGAAAGAAUUGGCUGUUGCAGUUAAGACUACGAAAAAAUCAUCAAAAAUAGACUACUCAAUUGGAAAGAUGCGGUAUGCAGUAAAAGAACUUCAAAAGGCCUUGGAAUCUCUUCCUAACCACCUUGUUGCUGCACCAUCCUCAACAUCGGAUGGAGAUGCCACAGCAGAGCCUAUCAGAAAAACCGCUACACCAUCUGUCAUGGAGAUUCUUCGACUAGCAACAUUAGUAUCUAUGCUAACAGAAACAACAGCAAGAAUCGAAGAAGUUGCUGAUGAAGUCAAUGAACUUGCAAAGCUUGCAGAUUUAAAGCCUCCUACCAGCAAAAAGGCUAACUCAAGCCAACCCCGUAAGAAAGUUGGUGAGACGAUCAACCAAUGA
Messenger RNA from Populus euphratica (Euphrates poplar), 1410 nucleotides. Its product is annotated as aluminum-activated malate transporter 10. The record is from RefSeq and is a predicted model, not a curated record. Gene Ontology annotation, biological process: malate transport. Lineage: Eukaryota; Viridiplantae; Streptophyta; Magnoliopsida; Malpighiales; Salicaceae.